CUACAGCUCAUUCAGUGUUCUGGGGAUAGCAGAAGGGGCUGCAAGAUCACUCUGCAGUUUGAAAAUCCUUUAAAGAACAAAAGGACUUCUUCUGAAAGCAAAAAUGUCCGACAAAAGCCCCUUUGAAACAGACAUGUUAACCCUUACCCGGUUUGUCAUGGAAAAGGGAAGACAAGCAAAAGGUACUGGAGAGCUGACCCAGUUACUGAACUCCAUGCUGACUGCCAUAAAGGCCAUCUCCUCUGCUGUCAGGAAAGCAGGCAUUGCUCAAAUGUUUGGUAUUUCAGGAAGUGUAAACGUCACUGGAGAUGAAGUAAAGAAACUGGACGUGUUAUCAAAUGACCUGGUCAUUAACAUGCUGACAUCUUCUUAUGGUACCUGUGCAUUGGUUUCUGAGGAGAACAAAGAAGUCAUUAUUAUACCCAAAGACAAAAGGGGAAAAUAUGUGGUCUGUUUUGACCCCCUUGAUGGCUCCUCGAAUAUAGACUGUUUGGCACCAAUUGGAACAAUAUUUGCCAUCUACAGGAAGACAACAGAUACUGAGCCCUGUGAAAAAGAUGCCUUGCAAUCAGGACGCAACAUUGUCGCAGCAGGCUAUGCUCUUUAUGGAAGUGCCACGCUUGUAGCGCUCUCUACUGGUCAAGGCGUAGACUGCUUCAUGUUGGAUCCCGCCCUGGGAGAAUUCAUUUUAGUAGAGCGAAAUCUUAAAAUCAAAAAGAAGGGGAAGAUUUACAGUCUGAAUGAAGGUUAUGCCAAAUACUUUGAUGGAGCAGUAACGGAGUACCUGAACAACAAGAAGUUUCCUCAGGAUGGUAGUUCCCCGUACAGCUCAAGAUAUGUGGGCUCCAUGGUAGCUGAUGUCCACCGAACUUUGUUAUAUGGUGGAAUCUUCCUGUAUCCAGCCAAUGAGAAGAGCCCCAAAGGAAAGCUGCGGCUGCUGUAUGAAUGUAAUCCUAUGGCUUUUAUUAUCGAGCAGGCCGGGGGAAUGGCAACCACUGGAACACAGCCAGUGCUAGAUGUGCAGCCUGAGUCCAUUCAUCAAAGGGUACCGCUGGUCCUUGGAUCUUCCGAAGAUGUAGAGGAGUAUUUGGCGUGUGUUAAGAAACACCAAAAAAGCACCUAAAUGCUCAUAAUAUAUCAGUUUGUGUGUACGUGACUGUACGUACAUCUUGAUUUUAGUGUCUGCCUAUUAAUACCUGAAGCAAGCCUUAAACAUGCAGUCACGUAAUUCAUUGAUCAGUCCCGCUCACGCAAUUACAGAUGAACGAUUGCCCGAUAGCUUUUUAUGGCCAAUAUAAACCUCCUGAUUUCUCAGGCCUAUAGCACAUGUCCUAACAAUGGGGUAGUUUAGGUAUUUGGCCAGCUUUAUUGUACUUUACACCCAUUGUCCUGGAGUAUCAUGAAAUGGCUACCAUCGCAUCAAUGGCUAAUAAAUAAAAAUGCCGU
Messenger RNA from Spea bombifrons (plains spadefoot toad), 1446 nucleotides. RefSeq names its product fructose-1,6-bisphosphatase isozyme 2. Gene Ontology annotation, biological process: gluconeogenesis; fructose 1,6-bisphosphate metabolic process; sucrose biosynthetic process. Gene Ontology annotation, cellular component: cytosol; cytoplasm. Gene Ontology annotation, molecular function: fructose 1,6-bisphosphate 1-phosphatase activity. NCBI's taxonomy places the organism in Eukaryota, Metazoa, Chordata, Amphibia, Anura, Pelobatidae. Bases 104 to 1123 code for a protein of 339 amino acids. The transcript is spliced from 7 exons. The record is from RefSeq and is a predicted model, not a curated record.